AUGACGUUCUACAAAUUUGAUGCCAGAGAGGUGGCGAAUGCUCUGACCUUGCGCGAGGCUUCGCUGUUCCAGAAGAUAAUUCCGCAGAGCUUGGUCAUAGACAUUUGGACAAAAGGAGACGAAAAGAACCUUGUGUGUAGGCCAUUAUUCGAGCACACGGCCUGGUUUAACAGUAUAUCCGCGUGGGUGGCGACGGAG
This is a messenger RNA of Sphaeroforma arctica JP610, 198 nucleotides long. RefSeq lists its product as hypothetical. The record is from RefSeq and is a predicted model, not a curated record. The annotation marks the transcript as partial. Gene Ontology annotation, molecular function: guanyl-nucleotide exchange factor activity. Lineage: Eukaryota; Ichthyosporea; Ichthyophonida. The transcript has a single exon. Gene Ontology annotation, biological process: small GTPase-mediated signal transduction.